Messenger RNA from Linepithema humile (Argentine ant), 7547 nucleotides. The record is from RefSeq and is a predicted model, not a curated record. Lineage: Eukaryota; Metazoa; Arthropoda; Insecta; Hymenoptera; Formicidae.
CGCCAAAUUUUUAAAGCCAAAAAAACAUCGCAACAAAUAAAACAAGAUAAAAUAAGAUAAGUAUAUUAGCAGCUAUUUUUCUGCAUUCGUAUAUCCAAUAAAAUUAGAAUUAUGGGUACCGAAAAAACAUAUCAAUCGUAUAUUAAUACCGAAUCCAGUGACGAAAUUGUUAUUUCUGGCAUGGCUGGCAGAUUCCCAGGCUCAGACAAUAUAGAACAAUUACAAAAAAAUCUAUUCAACAAAAUUAAUCUUCUUAGAUUAAAUCCUCGAUGGAACAUAGAGUAUUUGGACUUACCAACUCGCAUGGGAACAAUUAAUAAUCUGGAAAAGUUUGAUGCCGAUUUUUUUGAUAUGUCUUUUAAAGAAACAAAUACGCUUGAUUCUAUGAUAAGAAUGUUACUGGAACACACUCACGAAGCAAUUAUCGAUGCAGGGAUCAACCCAAAACAAUUACGAGGAAAAAAUACUGCAGUAAUCAUUGGAACGUGUUACUUUGAAUCACUAGCGACAUUUGUAUACAAUAAUUUUCAGAUAACCGACGGAACCAUUAUAGGAUGCUCUAAAUCUGCAGCGGCAAAUAUGCUAUCUCGCUCAUUCGAUCUGAAAGGACCGUCUCUUACAGUGGAUACUGCCUGUAGCUCUGGUCUAUACGCUAUCGCAAUUGCAUAUAAUUGUAUUAUGUCAGGCCAAUGCGAGGACGCAAUAGUUGGAUCCGUAAACCUUUGCUUAUCUACUCUAAUACAAUUGCAAUUCUAUCGGCUUGGUCUUUUAUCUCCUGAUGGAAAUUGUAGGCCAUUUGAUAUUGCCGCAAACGGUUAUUCGCGUUCCGAAGCCGUGUCGGUAGUAUAUCUUCAAAAAGCUAAAAAUGCAAAAAGAAUUUAUGCUAUAUGUAAGCACAUUAAACUAAAUAAUGACGGUUACAAAGAAGAAGGAAUAACAUAUCCAUCGACACACAUGCAGAGGGCUUUAUUAACGGAGUUUUACAAUGAGUGCAAAGUACCAUCAUCUGACUUGGAUUACAUCGAAACACAUGCUACUGCUACUAAGGUUGGCGACCCUGAAGAAAUCAAUGCUAUCUGUAACGUUUUCUGCAAUAGAACAACACCAUUGAUGGUGGGAUCUGUAAAAUCCAACCUUGGUCACGCAGAACCUGCCAGCUGUUUCACACAAAUCGCAAAAUUCAUUUUCAUUCCCGAAUCUUUCGUGUAACAAUUUGAAACCGAUUUUGUACCGCCUAACAUUAAUUUUACAUCACCGCGGGACGAUAUAGACGCCUUAAGAAAUGGAAGCAUCCGUGUCAUCACAGAAGCAAUGCCGCUUAAAAAUGGUUAUGUAGGCAUAAAUUCUUUUGGUUUCGGUGGAGCCAAUGGUCACAUGUUAUUACAAUGGAAUGUCAAAAAAAAGAUUAAUAAUGGAGCACCUACUGAUGAUUUACCAAGACUUGUGGUAUUGUCUGGAUGCACAGAAGAAUCAGUGAAAUUGUUUUUACAUGAUAUUGCUAAUCAUCCCAUAGAUGUAGAAUACAUCCGUUUACUACACGACAUUCACACAGACGACAUAGAUGGUCAUUCAUGGAGAGGAUACAUUAUACUGGAUUCUCGGCAAAAGAAUUCUAUACAAAAAAUUCAAAUUUGUAAAAACAUAAAACGACCUAUUUGUUUCAUAUUCUCUGCCUUGGAAUCGCAAAGGCCAGAAAUGAGUAAAGAGCUGUUAAAAUUUCAAGCAUUUUCAAAUGCUGUAAAAAUGUGCGAUGCUAUUUUGAAACCGUAUGAUAUAAGUAUCACAAAUAUUUUGACGACAAUGGAUGCAAAAUUAAGCGAAAGUGCUUUACAUACAUUUGUUGGCAUCAUCGCUAUGCAGAUUGGCUUAGUAGAUCUCUUAACAUCUAUAGAGAUUAUUCCGGAUUACAUAGUUGGUCAUUUUGCUGGUGAACUUGGUUGUGCUUACGCAGAUGGGUGUCUGACUAUGGAACAAACUAUUUUGUCAGCGUACUUUAUUGGUUUAGCAUGCGUAAAUGAAAAAUUAGUUCAUAGCUCUGUCGCAGUUCUCAAUUUUGAUUACAGUUCUCUUAAAAGCAUAUGUCCAACGGAUAUCGAAAUAAUAUGCAGAAACAAUCAAAACAGCAAUAUUGUAACUGGCCCCACUAAAUCCAUGCAAGAAUUUUUGCGAAAAUUGCAAAAGAGCAACAUUAACGUGACAGAAAUCUCCUGCAACAACAUACCUCAUCACAGUCGUUACCUCGCUUCUCUGAAAUCGCAGUUAUUUACAAGUUUGAACGAAAUAAUUUCACAGCCCAAAGAAAGGAGCCUGAAAUGGAUCAGCACUUCCGUACCUCGUAAUGAAUGGUCCAAUCCAACGUCAAAAUUAUGCUCAGCAAGCUACCAUACGCGCAGUAUAUUAAACACAGUUCUUUUUGAACAAACAAUUCAUAUGAUCCCAGAUGACGCUGUAAUUAUCGAAAUUGCACCAGAUAGCACUUUACAGGACAUUUUGAAAGAAUCGGUACAUUCAAAAGUAACGAACAUUGUACUGACUAAGCGUAAUGAACCAAAUGCUAUCAAUUUAGCAUUGCAAGGGAUUGGAGAACUCUACAACUGUGGCCUCCAGCCGAGGAUCGCUAAUUUGUAUCCACCGGUGAAUUUUCCAGUUAGCCGAGGCACUCCUAUGAUCUCACCAUUCAUUAGAUGGAAUCAUUCUGAAGAUUGGUUUACAUGCACACAAUUAACAACAGAGAAAAUCAAAUACAGAGCAAGACACAUAGAAAUUUUAACGAAUAACGAUGAUUAUGGCUAUAUGACCGGUCACGUCAUUGACGGAAGAAAUUUGUUACCUGCAACAGGCUAUCUAAUGCUUGUUUGGGAAACCAUUGGAAUGAUAAUGGGUAAAGCUUACCAAUCAAUGCCAAUAGUAUUUCAAGAUAUAAAAUUUAUUCGGGCUAUUCAUUUAUCAAACAAUAGCUCUGUGAAUUUGACAAUUGUGAUACAGAAAGGGAGCGGUACAUUUGAAAUCAUUGAAAGAGACAGCGUUGUUGUAACAGGUAUAGUACGCACUGUAUCAAAUAUCGAACAAGAAAUGACGCCGAAUGGUCUAUUACCAAUGGAUACUGACGAGGAAGAACAUAUGACUUCUCGAGACAUUUACAAGGAAUUAAAACUACGCGGUUAUCAAUACACUGGUGAAUUUUGUGGCUUAAAUAGCGCAUCAGUAUUAGGCAGCAAAGGGCAUGUCAUUUGGACAGGUAAUUGGGUGACAUUCAUGGACAACAUGCUGCAGAUGUGUAUAAUUGGAAGAGAUACCAGAGACUUAUAUGUUCCAACGAGUAUUGAAAAAUUGGUAAUUAAUCCUGCACUUCACAUUUCAAAGUUACGGGAAAUGACAUCAGAUAAAACUAAACAGGUAUCAGUACGUGCAUAUAAAGAAAUAGACGUAAUUAAAUCAGAUGGAAUAGAGAUACAUGGCCUGAAAGCUAUCUCGAUUUCUCGCCGAAAACCAAUCGGAGAUCCCGUCAUCGAAGAACAUAAAUUUAUAGCUCACCAAGAUCGCGCUGAUAUUUCGUUAAAUGAAGCAAUUCGAAUAUCGACGCAGCUAGCGCUAGAGGAUUAUCAGAUCAUUAAAGCAACAGCCAUAGAGCUAGUGGAAGAUACAGAUGAUGUAAUGUUAGAAGAUCUAUCAUCAACGUUACUGAUUGAAGCUUUUGCUGAUAUUCCUUUAAUACAAGCAAAUGUUGCUAUACUAACAUCGCCGAAUCGUUUCAAGCUAGAGGAACUGUCUUCAAAUGUUUCGGUUGCAGAUUUAAACGAACCAUUUGUAGGCGACAAAGCUUUGAUAGCUACAGGAUUUAAUCUUUUGACGAAACAUCAGAAUUCAUUAGAAAAACUUUUGCCUCUUUUGAGGGAUGGCGGUUAUCUCUUAACACGCGAGAAAUGCAAUCUAAAUAAAUAUGAAAAAUAUUUGAGUGAAUAUGCAUUAAAUGUUAUUCUGGAAAAGCGUACGGAUAAAGAAAUAAUUAUACUAUUGAAGAAAAAGGUUAUAAUAACAAAAACAAUUCUCGUCUAUAUAAAUAAUAAUAAUUUCAAUUGGCUCGAAGACUUGAAGCAACUUGUAGACGGCGGGAAUAAACACGACGGCAAUAGCAGAAUUGUAAUUGUUGGAGAGGGGGACUUUGAAUGCGGUUUAUUGGGUUUUAUUAACUGCUUAAGGAAAGAACCUGGUGGACAACUGGUUAGAGGUGUGCUUAUUCAAGACAAGCAUGCUCCUAAAUUUUCUUUACAAGAUCCAUUCUAUAUGCAACAAUUACAAAAAGAUAUGUUUGUUAGCGUUUUGCGACCUAAUAAAAUUUGGGGAUCUUACCGACAUUUGCGAUUACCGCAUCCAGAAGUCGAAUCCGUAACUGCCGCCUAUGUAUGCCAAACGGUUCAAGGAAAUUUAAAUUCUUUCUGUUGGAUGGAAAACAAUAUAUCUGUCAAUUCUCAUGGCAAUGAUAUAGUACGCGUGGUCUAUUCGUCCAUCAAUUUCAAAGAUGUAAUGCUAGCAACAGGCAAAUUAUCAUCUGACUUCGUAAAGUUGACUCGACUUCAUGACACGAGUCUUGGACUGGAAUAUGUAGGAUUCGAUGGCAAUGGACAACGAGUAAUGGGAAUUUUGGACGAUAAGUGCAUAGCGAAUGUCGUUGUACGAGAUAAAGAUUUAUGUUGGAACAUACCCGAUACAUGGACAUUUGAGGAGGCGGCUACAGUACCGUGUAUUUAUAGCACAAGUUAUUAUGCCCUAUAUCAUUUUGGAAAAAUGAAGAAGGGUGAUAAAGUACUUAUCCACUCUGGUACUGGCGGCAUUGGACAAUCAGCCAUUCAUCUCGCUCUUCAGGAAGGAUGUCAAGUGUUUACUACCGUGGGCACUGCAGAAAAACGUAAAUUCAUCAGAAAACUGUUUCCGGCUAUUCCCGAUGAGCAUAUUGGAAAUUCGCGAGACACGAGUUUCGAACAAAUGAUAAUGAGUCAAACAAACGGUCGCGGCGUUGAUAUUGUAUUAAACUCAUUGGCGGAAGAAAAACUUUUAGCAUCUGUUCGCUGUUUGGCAAAAAGGGGUCGUUUUCUAGAGAUUGGAAAGUUUGAUAUUUUGUCUAACAAUCCUCUAAACAUAUCUUUAUUUCAAAAAGGUAUCAGUUUUUAUUCGGUUCUUAUGGAUCUAAUUCUUAUCGGUAACCAUAAAAAUAAGUCUCGGUUAUCCAAGUUAAUGGUUGAGGGUUUAAGAAAGAAUAAUAUUAAACCUAUUCAGAUGACAAUUUUUCCUAUGACGGAGAUAGAAGCAGCUUUUAGACAUAUGGCAAGCGGUAAACACACAGGAAAAAUUAUUUUAAACAUACAACAGGAUGGUAAAUCUUUGGAUUCACCUGUUCUUGCACACCGUCGUUAUUACUGCCUAAGCGAUAGAACUUACGUUAUACUAGGCGGCUUGGGUGGAUUUGGUUUAGAGUUAACUGACUGGCUGAUACUUAGAGGCGCGAAGAAUGUCAUACUAACUUCGAGAACUGGUAUAAAGAAUGGCUAUCAGCGAAUGAGGAUUGAGUUAUGGAAAUCGUACGGUGUAAACGUGCAGAUAUUUAAAAACGCAAAUCUUGCUAAUCCCGAAGAAUGUGAACAUUUUCUACAAAUGGCGGAGGAACAAGCACCAAUAGAUGCGAUAUUUAAUCUUGCUGUGGUUUUGAAAGAUUGUCUACUUAGGAAUCAAACCAUGGAAACUUUCACGGCAUCUUUCCUGUCGAAAGCCUGGACGACACAGACAUUAGAUAAAGCAUCUAGAAAGAUCUGUUUAAAACUUCGACAUUUUGUAAUGUUUUCUUCCGUUUCUUGCGGAAAAGGGAACGCUGGACAAACUAAUUAUGGGAUGGCCAAUUCCAUCAUGGAAAGAGUGUGUGAAAAAAGAGCGGAGGAAGGACUACCGGGAUUGGCAAUUCAAUGGGGAGCUAUAGGUGACGUAGGUCUCGUCGCUGACAUGCAGGAAAAUAAUAAAGCGCUUGUUAUCGGCGGUACCUUGCAGCAAAAAAUAUCUUCCUGCUUUGUAGAACUCGAGAAAUUUUUGCUCCAAAACCGACCGAUCGUAAGCAGCAUGAUCGUAAGUGAAAAGAAAACGGGGUUAUCCGGAUUAGACAACAUAGUGAAAAUUGUUGCUGAUAUUAUGAAUAUAAAAGAUAUAAAAACAAUAAGUCAAAAUACACUUUUGGCUGAACUUGGAAUGGAUUCCAUGAUGGCUGUGGAAAUUAAACAAACUUUGGAACGAGAAGUUAAUAUCUUGCUCACUCCACAAGAACUACGAACCCUCACAUUUGCAAAACUGAUUGAAAUGUCCAAUGUAAACGUUAGCAACGAGACACAAACUGAAGAGGCAACUGAAGCGGCAACUGAUAUAAAUAAGAUAGAUCUUACGAAAGAACAGAAAUUGUUAUUUGGUGUUUUGAGAAAUCAAGAUUUUGUUUCAGAAAUUUGUUUAGAUCUUCCGACCAACACAGUGGAUAAUUCAACUCAUGUAUUUUUUAUACCAGGACUUGAUGGCUGCGGAACAAUAUUUAAUCAUUUAGCGCCAAGAAUUAAAUUUUCGGCAACAUCCUUGCAAUAUGGCUAUAUCGGUGUUGCAAACACUUUAUCCGAGAUGGCUGAUCAUCUCUUAAUGUGCAUAUCAUCACGAAUAAGAGACAAAAAGAAAGUCGUAAUAACAGGAUAUUCUUUCGGUUCUUUACUUGCAAUUGAACUAAUAAGAAGAUUGGAGGCUACGGAUACUAAAAGUCGAUUAGUUCUCAUCGAUGGAAGUCCGGAAUAUAUAAUGAGUAGUGAAAUCAAUAAGACUUGCUAUAUGAGCGAUGAAGAAAUUCAAAUUAAUAUUAUGAUCAUUAUUCUAAAUAUUUGGAACAUAGAAAUCAGUGAAGAGGUUCUAUUAGAAUUAAGAAAAUGUGAAACUUGGGAAGAAAGAUUUGAAGUUUUCGCUCAAUACUUUUCAAAAGUAAAUUCAUUUCUGUCACGCCCAAAUUUGCAAACACUGUAUACAACAAUUCAUAAAAAUAUACUGAUUAUUCGGCAAUAUGAUUCUUCUACAUUACCGCGUAUUAAAUCACCCAUAACGUUGUUAAAAUCUACAUCGUCAUAUGCACCUGAACUCAAAGAGGAUUAUGGUUUGUAUAAGAUAACUGAAAACAAGGUUGUAGUACAUCACGUCGAGGGUGAUCACGUGACGAUCAUGGCAAACGAGAAAGUGGCAUCUGUAAUUAAUGAAGAAGAAUUUUGAUGUUAAUGAGAAGUGGUUUAUGAGACAUAUAAUGAUCACAAAAGGAUAGAUUUUGUAUUAUUUAUAAUAUUACCGUUCGUUAGUUUCUUGUUAGCUAAAGAAUUUAACAUUCUUUACUGGGAACGGAAUCUUGUGCAAUCUUUUAAGGUGAAGGAUGGUGGAAAUGUUUUAAAUUAAAAUUCAAACUGUGGUUUAAAAUUAUUUAAUUAUAAGAAUAAUAUUGUUGCUGUUAUUUACAUGAGGUAUAUUACAAAUGUAUUGAAUUAAAUAAA